ACACCCUCCCAAAUCCCUGGUACCAACAAAAAAGAAAUACAAUUGAAUUAAUACAGAUGUCAUGCGUUCUUGUUUGGGCUCUGCAACAUCCAGAGACUUUUUUCUUUUUCCCCAAAAUGGAGUAAAAAUCCGAGCUUUUUCCAAAAUGGGCAGAAUUUCUAAAGAUUUCCCAGAACAACUGAAAGGUACUCCCAAAAGCAGAAGAGCAGCAGAUACAGAGUCACCUGGUGAUAAGCGGGAAAGAAGUAUUCAUACAAUUUUGACAAUAGAUCGUUGGGAGUCACUGAACCGGAUGGAAUACAGGAUGGCAUCAUUGAGGCCAGUCCACGGAAGAUUAUCUUUGAAAAUUCUCAAUUGGGUCAUAAAGCAACCAGGUUUGGAGCUCAGUCACAUAAUUCAUAUGUACUGUAUAACGGCCCACAUACUUAUUAGAGCAAAAAUGUAUGACUCUGCUAAGUCAAUUUUGAUGCAUUUAUCUGAGAUGCGCUUUGGGUCAAGUUAUGUUUUUGAUGCUCUUAUGAAUACAUAUCGUCUUUGCAAAUCAAACCCUUCAGUUUUUGACAUUUUGAUAAGGGUUUAUGUAAGAAGAGGGAUGGUUGAGGAUGCUUUGGAGAUAUUUUCUUUAAUGGGUUGUCGGAAGUUUAGGCCCUCAGCGGAUUCUUGUAAUAUGAUCCUAGCUGCGAUGAUGAAGGGCAGGCGUGCGGAUUCAGUAUGGUCAUUUUUCAAGGAAAUGCUGGCAAAUAAUGUAUGCCCUAAUGUAGGAACAUUUAAUAUACUGUUGAAUGCUCUUUGUUUGGAGGGAAAGCUUAAGAAUGCGGGUUAUCUACUAAAUAAGAUGGAAGAAAGUGGUUAUGCUCCAAACAUUGUUACCUAUAACACGUUGCUUAACUGGUAUUGCAAGAACGGAAGAUACAAAUCCGCUUUUGGGCUGAUGGAUCGCAUGAGUUCUAAGGGUAUUGAAGCUGACGUGUGUACUUAUAACAUGUUUAUGAAUGAACUUUGUAGAAAUAAUAGGAGUGCAAAAGGUUAUUUAUUGCUGAGAAAGAUGCGGAAGAGGAGGGUAUUCCCAAAUCAAGUGACAUAUAAUACACUCAUUAGUGGGUUUGUCAGAGAGGCAAAAAUUGGGGUUGCUACUCAGCUUUAUGAAGAGAUGUUGAGUUUUCACCUUUCACCGAACCAUAUCACUUACAAUGCCUUGAUUAAUGGGCUUUCUCUGGAAGGAAACUUUGAAGAAGCUUCAGAACUUCUCAACAAAAUGGAAGAAGGAGGACUACAACCUAAUGAAGUCAGUUAUGGUGCUGUUGUGAAUGGGUUAUGCAAGCAUAAUAAGGUAGAUUUGGCAAGAAAUCUUUUCGAGAGAAUGAGGAUUAAGGGUAUGGUUAUUAGUCCAAAUUCCUAUACCAUGCUGAUGGAUGGGCUAUGUAAGAAUGGAAUGCUCGAGGAGAGUAUACAAGUGCUUGGCGCAAUGUUUGAGGAUGGUGUAAAUCCUGAUUUAAUCACAUAUUCAGUACUUGUAAAUGGAUUCUGUAGAGCUGGAAGGAUGAAUAGUUCAAAGGAGAUAAUCUGUAAGAUGUAUAGAUCUGGACUGGUAGUGAAUUAUACUGUAUAUUGUACAUUACUGUAUCAUUUUUGCCAGCAGGGAAACAUUGCUGAAGCAAUGAGAACCUAUGCAUUAAUGCAUAAAAGUGGCCAUGUUCCUGAUCUUUUUGUUUGCAACUUAUUGGUAUCCUCCCUUUGUAGGCGUGGGAAGAUAGGUGAAGCAGAAGAUUUCAUGCAUCACAUGCAUAGAAUUGGUAUUACUCCCAAUUCAUUUACUUUUAAUAGUGUAAUUGGUGGCUGUAGAAACAAAGGUGAUGGGCUAAAGGCAUUUUCUUUGUUUGAUGAUAUGAUUCAAUUGGGUAAUCACCCAAGCUCUUACACAUAUGCGAGUCUUUUAAAAUCACUAUGCACAGCAGGGAAUCUUUUAAUAGGAGUGAAAUUUUUUGAUCAACUUCGGCACAUCCCUUAUGCUGUCAAUGCUGCUGCAUACAACAUCUUACUGGCUGAGACUUGUAAAUCAGGAAAGUUCCAGAUGACAUUAAGCCUUUUAGACGAAAUGGUUUCAAAUAAUGUGCUUCCUGAUAAUUGCACAUAUACUAGUCUUUUUGAUGGGUUAUGUAGAAAAGGCAGGAUGGUUACUGCAAUUUUACUGUUUGGAAGAGCAUUGGAAAGAGGAACCUUCUUUCCUAACCAGGUACUGUAUACCUGUAUCAUCAAUGGGCUUUUCAAGAGUGGCCAUCCAAAGAUUGCUACUUAUUUUUAUGAUGAGAUGUUAAAAAAUGGUUUGAACGUUGAUACAGUAGCAUUCAAUGCUAUGCUGGAUGGUUAUUCAAGAAUUGGACAACUAGCAAAGGCCAAGAGUCUUUUCUCAAUGAUGAGUGGUAGAAAUUUGUGCCCUAAUUUGGCUACGUAUAAUAUUCUUUUACAUGGGCACUCCAAGCAACAACGCAUAUCAGAAUGCUUUUCCUUGUAUGCCACUAUGGUGAGGAAAGAUCUUCUUCCUGAUAAAAUAACAUACCAUUCUAUAAUUCUCGGACUCUGCGAGUCAGGGAUGCUGGAUAUUGGUGUCAAAUUUCUUAAAAAGAUGAUUUUGGAGGGGACUAUGGCUGACACCAUGAUGUUUAACAUGCUAAUUACCAAAUAUUCUGAGAGGGACGAAAUGGAGAAGGUCUUUGACCUUUUGAACAUAAUGAGGUCUAUUGGAGUUUCAGAGGAUGGAGAUACUUACAGCUCCAUACUUAUGGGACUUGGAAGAACAUCUAAUUUCCAAGCAUCUCGUAUUGUGUUGCAUGGAAUGUCAGGAAAAGGCUUUAUACCUACAGAAAGACAAUACUGUAGCGUAAUCACUGGUUUGUGUAGAGUGGGAGACAUACGCGGAGCAUUCAGGUUAAAAGAUGAGAUGGAGACACUAGGCCUGAGCUCCCAAAAUGUAGCUGACAGUGCCAUGGUUAGAGGCCUUGUGCGACGUGGAAAGACAGAGGAAGCAAUGUUUUUUCUUGAUUGCAUGCUAAGGGGAAAACUUGUGCCAACUGUUGCAACUUUUACAACUCUCAUGCAUCAGUUUUGCAAUGAAUCUAAAUUUUCUGAGGCAUUGGAGUUAAAAACUAUAAUGGAACUUCAUGGAAGAAAGCCAGAUGCUGUUACAUACAAUGUUCUUAUAUCAGGCCUUUGUGUCAGCGGUGACAAACUUCAAGCAUUUGAUUUGUACAAGGAAAUGAAGCAGAGGGGUCUCUGCCCCACUGUCACAACCUUUAGGGUGCUCCUUCAUGCAGUUUCUUCUGAAAAUGAUUCUGUUAAGGGCAAAACCCUUCUAGUGGAUCUGCAAGAAAGAGGACUGAUAAGUCAAGAUUUGGAUGCCCAACUUUGGCGCAAGACAUCAGUGGUUGCAAUGGAGAAGUUAGACUUCUUGAUCAAAAGAAAGAGUAGCUGCAGCCACGAAAAGGAGUAUAGCCAUUGGGAAUAUUCAUCAUUCGGCACUUCUGCAAGUUUAUGAUUGUUUCAGAUGAUUUAAACUGCCAUCUCACUCCACACUAGCCUUUGAGUAGUUAUCAUCAGAAUCAACUCCUUGGGUGCCAAAAAGGAUGACUAGAUUUUGCAUUUUUUAUGGUCAGAGCAGACGCUUGUGGACCAUCUCAAUAAGGAUUUGAAUUGGAAUCGGACCCUUGAGAAGUUAUCAGCUAUGUGUGCUCCUCUGACCUCUCACUUGAUCCUGCUCUUCAGAUGUAAAAUUUCCAGAAACCAAGGAGAAUAAGGCGAGUAAAAACUUGUGGAGGAAGAAAAUGAGUUAAACUUGUUUGCGAUUUAUGGAAGGUUAAAUUUUUCUGUAAGUUUUUAAGUAACAGUUAUUCUUAUGCUGCAUUAUGGACCUUGGAGCAGGUUCUUAGAAAUAUUUUGUCACAUGACUCUUGUCUUUCAGCUUCCACGAUUUCUCGCAAGUGUUUUUUGACUUGAUAUAUGUACGUGUCUAAAUUGUUUGAUGACAUGCAUGGUCAUGUUUAUCUCUCUCAUUGGAAGGAUUUUUGAAGUGGUAAUCUGCUUUCCAACUCUCAAAUUUUGGGCUCAUUUGGAGAAAUCCAGGCGUGAAGAAUUCUUCAAAUUCUCCUGGCAAGGAGCGUAAAGCUUCUUUGCAGAGUACCUCCUCCUAAUAGUUCCGUGCUGAAGUAGCUAUGCAAAAUACUUGAAUGGCAUCCAUGCCUGCCUGCCUGCUGAAAUCUCGGCUUUUAUUGCUGUUCUUAACAGAGAUGGUCAAGAGGCAUGAACAAGAAGGUGAUCAUAAAGCUUAUCAAGGUCUGCUUGCUGGACUCGAUUGCCUGAUUAUGGUCAAGAGCUGGAAAAAAAAAGCCAGGAACAGAUAUGUGUUAUGGAGUGCGCAAGUGCGGGGUGUGUUGUGUUGUGUGAAACUUCAUCAAUCUGCACUUUCUACUGGAGGGGAGGCAAGUGGAAUGGAUCGUACGCAAUAUGACAUAUGGUCUUUCAAUGAUUGAGGAGGGGGCAAUAAUUUGGUGGGCAGAAGGUUGUGACUUGUGAUGAAGCGUAAGCUCCCUCAGUUGACUUCAUUAUACAGUGGCUUGUGAUGAAGAUGGUGUACCGUCCUUAUUUCUUUACUCAAUUCUCUAAUUUAUUUAUUCCUUUCUCCUCCGUAUUCUUUUUCUUUUUUUUUUUUUUUUACCAUGACCAAUGAUCUCCGUAUUCUCUGUUGUAAUUAAUGUUCGGGGAUUAUGGAACUUUUAACUGAUACACUUUCUAGAACUGAGAAAAUGUGUGAAUGCUGACUUCUUCAAAGGUG
Messenger RNA from Coffea eugenioides, 4825 nucleotides. RefSeq names its product pentatricopeptide repeat-containing protein At5g55840. Lineage: Eukaryota; Viridiplantae; Streptophyta; Magnoliopsida; Gentianales; Rubiaceae. Gene Ontology annotation, molecular function: protein binding. The record is from RefSeq and is a predicted model, not a curated record. The coding region runs from base 62 to 3532 and encodes 1156 amino acids. The transcript is spliced from 6 exons.